UCAGCCAAUGAUGUGUCACCUGACAAAAUGAGGAAGCAGAGCUACGCUACGGUUUCUGGAACAACCUGAUACUCAUAUUUACAGCUGCACCUUGUCACCGAGAUGGCCAAUACAGCAGUCACCAAGGAAAUCUCCUAUGAGGAUCUGAAAGGACUUCUGGGAAAAAGCCAGAAUCUGAUUCUGGUUGAUGUACGCUCUAAGGAGGAGGUUGAUAGAGGACAGAUUCCAGGUUCCAUUCACAUUCCAGUUGAAACUGUCGAGACUGCUUUUGCAAUGGACCCAGAGGAAUUUAAGGCCAAGUAUGGAGUUCCCAAGCCACCAGCUGACGCACCAGAGCUGGUGUUUCACUGCCAAGUGGGCAGAAGAGGAGCAGUGGCCACAAACAAGGCCUAUGAACUCGGAUACGUGAACGCACGUAAUUACACUGGUGGAUUUUCGGAGUGGUCUAAAAGGGAAGGAAAGUAAUUCCUUUUGAAGGAGAGCCUCACAAAGUGCUGUAUUUAUACUAAUUGUGAAACCUAUGGAGAAGCUAAAUUCACACGAAUGCCAUUGUUGAUUCACAUGGAAUAUUGUGUUUUAAAUAUGAUAAAAUACAAUUAAAAUGUUUUAUUGACUCUGAAAACAUGCAUUUGUCUGGAUCUUUACAGAGAAAUGAGUAUACU
Messenger RNA from Menidia menidia (Atlantic silverside), 662 nucleotides. Lineage: Eukaryota; Metazoa; Chordata; Actinopteri; Atheriniformes; Atherinopsidae. The record is from the annotation of a GenBank genome assembly.